UGGCUUACAGUAAUACAAAAGUAUUCCCCCCAAAUUCCCAAAUCCAGUGACGGUCAAUUUCCUAGCUAUCGACCCACCAGGAAAAACUGUGCCAACCCCUGCUUGCCCGCCCUGGAUUAAACCCAGCAGGGCAAAACCUAGAUUAUAGCCAAGCUAAAAACCACAGGUAGGGACAGAGGGCUUGCUGUGUAGAGCCAAGAGAGAGGGCUGCAUUUGAAUUGAAAACAUAUUUAUUUGGCUGGGAGAUUUGGGGAAAACCUGCCUUCUUUUGGGUGGGGCUCCUGAUCCAUCCCGCCAGGGCUCGAAAGCUGGGCCUGUCGAAACCUCAGACCAGUCUUGAGUGACUAUAUUUUGCACCUUCGAUUGCACCCAAAGAGUUGAGUUAUAAACGUAUGUUAAUUUUAUUUUAACUUUGAAUUUUAUUUUAUCCUAGGUGGCUAUGACUUUAAGAUAGACUAUAUGUACUUUUAUAGAGCAUCAGACUUGUACUGGUCCAAGACGGCAAUAAACUCUGAUUGAUCGAUCGACCAAUCUUGACAGCGUCAGCUCUGGGACAGCUGCAGGCGGCCCUACAGAUGGGCUCACGGACUGGACCAGGAACAGCAAUUCUGCUGCCAAAAUUUCGGAAGUCCUGGGCAAGAGGAUAGAAAUAGAGGCCCUGACGUGCCCGUUUUUGGGAUCCCCCAGUUCCUGGGGCUCUUUCUCUGUCCAUCCCCAUCUCUCCGUUGUUUCUCUGCCUCCCCCCAACACCCUGGCACUUUUUGGUUCAACUGUUCAUGAAUGGGUACGCUGCAGAGCAGAUCGAGCAGAACCGGGUGGGAUAGCAAAGACCUAGACCACUGUUUCUCAACCUCUGCCACUUUAAGAUGUGUGGACUUCAGCUCCCCUCUUCCAAGCAGGAGAUUAACCAUGGUUUACUGAUGCCCGUGGUUCUGCACCUCUGGGCAACAAUGGCCAGAAGUGAAGGAUGUGCAGCCCGAUGAAAAUGACAGGGAAUUAAACAGCUUUUCCUUUCAGCACUUCUGGAAAUGGGGGUGGGCAGGGUGGCAGAGUAAAGUGAAAGAGAGCUGGCUUUUUCCCCUGGCAGGUAGUCAGGACCCCUGGACUUUGCCAGAGGCUGGACAUGACAGCCACAGAGGGAAGACAAAAUCGUGGCACACACGUGACUGUCUUCCCAUUCCCUGCCACAGAUGUUGACUAAGACACAGCCUUUUGUCAUGGAGACCCUGUACCCCCAAAUGAAGCGUGAAGUCUUUCCAGUAGGAGCCCCAAAGUCAAUCUGUCCCCCCCAAUGACGACCUGCUUCAAGAAGGACUAAUGUCAGCCAACCUUACAUCGACGACAGCUCUGUCUGAGUAGGAAACCAUGUCCUGCAGUUGCCGGUUCUACCAAGCUCUUGGAAAAGAAGGACUUCCCGGAGAACCGGAGGGGGCCCACCCCGUGUGGGAGCCCCAGGUCCAGCAGAUGGACCUCUCUGGAGAAGAACGCUCUUCCUCCCUUUGGAAGGCUUGACGCUGGUAGAGCCGAUGGACACCACACUCUGGGGCCAAGGGAGGUCCAACAGCACGGAGGAGAUCUUCAGCCCAGGUGAGGUCCCCCACGGCAGUUUCCAGCUGCCCACGUUCUCCACCGCAGCCAAAAUCCGAGUGGCCGUCACCGUGGCCCUCUUCCUCUGCUCCACCGGCACCAACGUGGCCAUGCUCCGGAGCGUCACCCAGAAGUUUCAGCACAAGCCUCACCUCCGCAUCCUUCUCGUGAACCUGGCGGCGGCCGACCUGCUGGUCACCUUUGUGGUAAUGCCGCUGGACGCCGUGUGGAACGUCACGGUUCAGUGGUACGCCGGGGACCUGGCGUGCCGGCUGCUUAUGUUCCUCAAGCUGGUGGCCAUGUACGCCUGCUCCUUCGUGACGGUGGUGAUCAGCCUGGACCGCUGGGCUGCCGUUCUGCACCCGCUGAGGGUCAGCAGAGCCAAGCGGAAAAGCAAGGCGAUGUUGGGCGUGGCGUGGGCCCUCAGCUUCAUCCUAGCAAUACCCCAGAUGUUUGUCUUCCACACUGUCAGCCGGUCGCAGCCCAUCCAUUUCGUCCAGUGUGCCACUGUGGGGAGCUUUGAGGCGCACUGGCAGGAAGCCUGUUAUAACCUGUUGACUUUUUCUUGCCUCUUCCUGCUGCCGCUGCUGGUCAUGGUGCUCUGUUACGCCUGCAUCUUCGCGGAGAUUUCCAGAAAGAUGGCGCGAGCCAACGCAUCCCCCAAGUCCAAGGAGGUCCCCCUGCGCUGCUCUCGCAACAAUAUCCCCCAAAUCCGGGUCCGUACCUUGAAGAUGUCGGCCAUCACUGUCCUCACCUUUGUGGCCUGCUGGACGCCCUACUACAUGCUGGGCCUGUGGUACUGGUUCUCCCCAGAGAUGCUGACCCGGGAGCAGGUGCCCCCCUCCCUCAGCCACAUCUUCUUCCUCUUCGGCCUCUUCAGCACCUGCCUCGACCCACUGGUCUACUGCUUCUGCUCGGCGCGCUUCCGGUCCGGCAGCAGACAGCCGAAGAAGGGGCCGCCUUCUCUCCCCAUGGCCUCCUUCCAGGCGUCCAUCGUGAGCUCCUGUCCCGUGGCAGAGCUGGGAGGCGACUGAGCGGGUAAACCAGAACGUUCCAGGGGCCAAAAGCGGGCAUCAGAGAGCGUUUGAACUGGAGGGCGAACCGUCCCGCAGAGUCCAGCUCGGGUGCGUUUCUGCAAGGGCCAGGCAAAGGAGGAAAAAAAUCCAAAUUGUGGAUUCCAUUUCUGAAUCGGAAGCCCAUCGGAAAACAGACCUCACUCCAGGGU
This is a messenger RNA of Python bivittatus (Burmese python), 2812 nucleotides long. It is a transcript of the gene GNRHR, whose product is annotated as gonadotropin releasing hormone receptor. Gene Ontology annotation, biological process: G protein-coupled receptor signaling pathway; cellular response to hormone stimulus. Lineage: Eukaryota; Metazoa; Chordata; Lepidosauria; Squamata; Pythonidae. Gene Ontology annotation, molecular function: protein-hormone receptor activity; G protein-coupled receptor activity; peptide binding. The record is from RefSeq and is a predicted model, not a curated record. Gene Ontology annotation, cellular component: plasma membrane.